Molecule: messenger RNA, 816 nt
Organism: Puccinia triticina
Lineage: Eukaryota; Fungi; Basidiomycota; Pucciniomycetes; Pucciniales; Pucciniaceae
Exons: 5
Coding region: 1-816 (271 amino acids)
Biological process (GO): U4 snRNA 3'-end processing; U5 snRNA 3'-end processing; nuclear polyadenylation-dependent rRNA catabolic process
Cellular component (GO): nuclear exosome (RNase complex); cytoplasmic exosome (RNase complex)
Source: RefSeq, a predicted model, not a curated record
AUGGCCCAGCCCCUCGCCCCUGCCCAGCUGGCCCGCCUCCAGCCAGCCGCACUGCUUGCCGCCUGCCGAGCCGCCGCCACCCGUCCAGGCCGCCCCGCCCUCCACCACACCCGCCCCAUCCACACCCUCCCUGGUCAGUCCACCCCACCCCCACAGAAACAGAAACACACACUCACAGUCCCAUCUCCAGAGCCCAUCGCCGCCGCCCACGCCUCCGCCCUCGUCUCCCGCGGAGACACCGCCGUCCUAUGCGCCCUCACCCUCGAGACCGCCGUCCCCGACCCGGCCGCCCCCACCGCCGGCUUCCUCGGUUCCGCGCCGGCCCGCCCAACGACCAGGCCCAGAUCCUCGCCGCACGCCUCAACGACCUCCUCCUCGGCCCGGAUCCCCGUCGUCGCCUUCGACCCCGACCGCCAGAAAGUCGUGCUUGCCCACCCCACCGCGCCCCAGACCGUGCCCCUGCCGACCGGGCCCCCACUGACGGCGCACACCUUUGCGCUCUUCGACAGCGGGACAACGAUCCUGCCCGAUCCCUCCCUGGCCGAGGAAGACCUCGCCCACGGCUCCCUCUCCCUCGUCCUCGACCCCGCCCGCAACAUCCACGCCCUCAGCUUCGUCGCCCCGCCCCAGCCCGACGCCCAGCUGCCCGCCAUCCUCGACGCCUCAUCUCCGAACUCUGCGCCCCCCCGAGAGCCCGCAGCCGGACGCGGCCCGCGCUGGCGGCUCGUUCCCGGCGCUGCUGGCACAGAGGCCACCGGACAUGUGUGUCAAGGGACCCAUCCAACGCCCCUCGUCUGUCCACAAACAAUCCCCUAG